GCCCGUAGAGGCGACUCUUCGAGUCAUAAUACAAGAUAUGGGGGCACUGAAAGUGAACUUCCUUGGAGCUUCAUCCCAGAGCGUUGUUAUACCCGAAGUUCAAGUCGUCAACUUUCCGGACGAGUAUGUUCUCACCGGAAUUAACAGACGUUUGCUGAGAUCACCAGAUUUCAAUGUUAAAAACCUUGAAGGAAUUUCGAGUAAUGCUAUUAAGACGUUUAUUGACAAACUGCACGAUAUCACAGAAAACUCGGUUCAGACGAUAGGCACAAGUGAAACUCACACCGAUGCGUUAGUGGAUGAUCUUCUUCGCGUUGUUGGUUUGAACAACUUCCCCCUGAAGAUUAAAAAUAACCUGCCAUGCAAACUAUACAUUGGUGAUGAGCCUUACGUAUCAUCAGACACCGAAUUUGUGGUAAAGAAGGAAAACAUAGCCGUUCUUGUGGACAAACACCUGAAAAAUGUCGGGUAUGCUACUGAUUUUGGAGAAUCACAGAUCGCUGUGGAGAUUCUUUCUUGUGGUAGUGAGAAUAUACGCUCCCUUGGGGAAGCGAGACCUAGAGAUCAGACAAUAUGGGCCGUUCGUGUAAUCUCUACAUAUGUUACUUUUUAUAAAGCUAUGAUUACUGCAACGUAUUGGAUGGAACUUGCAAACGGCCUACCGAAAGAAGAGUCAGUUAAGGUUCAAAGAUGGCCAGCUAAGAAUGGUUUGACGACUGGUUUCGAUCUUGCUGAACCAGGAGGAAGACGUUCAGUUUUGAUAGCAUUAAUCAAAAUUC
This is a messenger RNA of Paraglomus occultum, 779 nucleotides long. The record is from the annotation of a GenBank genome assembly. Lineage: Eukaryota; Fungi; Glomeromycota; Glomeromycetes; Paraglomerales; Paraglomeraceae.